CUUAAAGAGAUGAGAUUGGGGCAUCAAACCUGAGGGCGGGAGCGGCUGACCCUGAGAGGGGGAGGGCAAGGCGCCUUCCUCCCUGUGCCUGCCCCACGCCCCGCACUUCACCGAGGCCGGCAGGUCCGUGCGGGUCAGGAAAAAAUCAGAAGAGAUCGCAGGGGCCAGCCUCCUGAUAGAGGACACUCUCGCAGCUCCAUCCUUUGCGCCCGGGGACCCCCGCUCGAAGCUGGCAGCCCAAGGGUGCGAGUACGCCAAUCGGACCAGCUCAGCUUCGCAGCCUCCCUGGCCCGGAAGGUGGACACCUCGCACCUCAGUCUCCCAAUUACGCCCCCCUCCCCCGCAUUCCCCUCCGCUAGCUUCCUCCUUCCCUCCGUCUCCUUUCAUCCCCGAAAACCUGUGGCUCCGAGAGACCUGGGUUUCUCUGGGACUCUACCCCAGGCGUCUGCCCACAUCCGCUCCUGAGUUUGGGGGGUAGAGGGGCAACCGCCCCAAGAAGUCUCUCCGGCGAUGGGAGCCGCCCGCCUGCUGCCUAACCUUACUCUGUGCUUGCAGCUCUUGACUCUCUGCUGUCAAACGCAGGGGGAGAAUCACCCGUCUCCUAAUUUUAACCAGUACGUGAGGGACCAGGGCGCCAUGACCGACCAGCUGAGCAGGCGGCAAAUCCGUGAGUACCAGCUCUACAGCCGGACCAGCGGCAAGCACGUGCAGGUCACCGGGCGACGCAUCUCCGCCACCGCCGAGGAUGGCAACAAGUUCGCUAAGCUCAUCGUGGAGACGGAUACAUUUGGCAGCCGGGUCCGCAUCAAGGGGGCGGAGAGCGAGAAGUACAUCUGUAUGAACAAGAGGGGCAAGCUGAUUGGGAAGCCGAGUGGGAAGAGCAAAGACUGCGUGUUCACUGAGAUCGUGCUGGAGAACAACUACACAGCCUUCCAGAACGCUCGGCACGAGGGCUGGUUCAUGGCUUUCACUCGGCAGGGCCGGCCGCGCCAGGCCUCCCGAAGCCGCCAGAACCAGCGUGAGGCCCACUUCAUCAAACGCCUCUACCAGGGCCAGCUGCCUUUUCCCAACCAUGCGGACAGGCAGAAGCAGUUCGAGUUCGUGGGUUCGGCCCCCACCCGCAGGACCAAGCGUACUCGGAGGCCCCAGCCCCAAACGUAGUCAGGGAGGCCAUAGUGAGCAGUGUUGGGUAGAUGCCCCCUCGGCAGCCUUCUCUCUCUUCUCUAACUCAUCCAAAGAUGGGGACUGGGGUGGAAGGUGGGGAGCCAGACCCUAAAAGGACCCAGAGGGCAUCUGAUUCCCAGCUGGGAAGAGACAGCACUUGUGCACCCCAGGGUGGGCACCACACUGUUGAACAGGCUCUUUUGAGGCCAGGGGCAGAUCCUAGAAAAAGAAGUAGGGUCUUCCCUGACCUAAAAUGCCUGCCUCCCAGCGACCGCCUUAAACAAGUGUGUAGGUCAGCAGAUUACUGGCCUUACAGAAAACUACUCAAAUCUUGCUCCCAGAAUCUCGCUCAGUUUGAACCAAAUAUCCAAACUCCUGCCCAGACAGUAAGAAGGGACUUUUGGUUUUGUUUCCAGAGACACAAGAGAGAAACCAAUGCCAGCCACUCUUCCUAUUUCUCGCCCCAGGCUUGCCUUCCCAUCCCAAGCCCCAGAAUAAAACCAUUUUCCU
Molecule: messenger RNA, 1674 nt
Organism: Myodes glareolus (Bank vole)
Lineage: Eukaryota; Metazoa; Chordata; Mammalia; Rodentia; Cricetidae
Gene: Fgf17
Product: fibroblast growth factor 17
Molecular function (GO): growth factor activity
Source: RefSeq, a predicted model, not a curated record